Molecule: messenger RNA, 1365 nt
Organism: Zingiber officinale
Lineage: Eukaryota; Viridiplantae; Streptophyta; Magnoliopsida; Zingiberales; Zingiberaceae
Product: ethylene-responsive transcription factor WIN1-like
Exons: 2
Coding region: 519-1094 (191 amino acids)
Biological process (GO): regulation of DNA-templated transcription
Molecular function (GO): DNA-binding transcription factor activity; DNA binding
Source: RefSeq, a predicted model, not a curated record
UCAUUUAAGAGUCUUUUUUUAAGAAAUGAUCUCUUAGAGAUUCAAUUAUGAAUUCUACUACUACAAAAUCAAGUUUGAAGGAGGCCUGGACAGAAAUCUUUCCUAUUCCUCACAUAUAUAUAAGUUAAACUACCAUGUUAUAUCUAGCUCAGCGUCUUUCAAGCGCACACACAUGUAAAGUCCACGAGAAAGCAGACAUAAAUGAGUGAUUCAUGGGCGUAGGUGGAGUUUAUUGCCUGAGUACUGUGACUGACCACCAUGGCUAGCUACUUACUUACCUCCACGCUUCACCGACACCCCUCUGUCCUCUGCCAAAUUUCAUCCGCCAAACCCUUUUAAUAUCCUCCUCUUCCCUUCCUCACCCUUCAUCCUCGUCUCUUAGCUUCUCCCUCAUCCUCCCUUUCUCUUUCUAUUUCUCUUGCCCUUACUUGAUUAUUGCCACUGCACCAUUUUGUACUUUGCCGUCAGAGAAUCCUUUACUCUCCCUGUCUGUCAGCCCCUGCCACACUUGACAAAUCAUGGUACAGUCCAAGAAGUUCCGAGGUGUGAGGCAGCGCCACUGGGGCUCCUGGGUUUCAGAAAUCAGACACCCUCUACUCAAGCGCAGGGUGUGGCUGGGCACGUUCGAGACUGCGGAGGAGGCGGCGCGCGCGUACGACGAGGCGGCGGUGCUCAUGAGCGGCCGCAACGCCAAGACCAACUUCCCGGUGCCCCCGCGGGCGGCCGACGGCGCCGACGCCAAGGCGCUGUCGGAGGCGCUCAGCGCCAAGCUGCGCAAGUGCUGCAAGGCCGCGCCCGCGCCGUCGCUCACCUGCCUCCGCCUCGACACCGAGAAGUCCCACAUCGGCGUCUGGCAGAAGCGCGCCGGCGCGCGCGACGGCGCCUCCAGCUGGGUCAUGACCGUGGAGCUCGGCAACCCGCUCGCCGCCGUCGCCACAGCGCCGCCUCAACAGGCCACUUCAUCAUCUCCCUCCUCCUCCUCUGCCGGCCCGACGGCGGUGGAUGAGGAGGAGCGACUGACGUUGCAGAUGAUAGAAGAGCUCCUCAACCGGAAGCAUGCUGGAGUAGAAGGUGAAGACAGCUUCUUCCUCUGAUCACCAACCUUGUACCGCAUAUAGUCAAUCGCAUGAUUUACAAGUACUGUGCUUGUCAAUAUAUAAUCCCACACAAAGAAAGUUAAAUCAUAUGGUAUUUUAGAGGUCGGCCUCAGCAUGCAAAGAUGGUGAAAUGGAUAGCUAUUUGUCUAAUUUUUCCUUAUCAAGAACGCAUACAAUUAGGUGUGCUACGAAAGUGAUGGAGGUGGAAUAAGAAGUUUAAUUUGUUGCUACCAAACUUCUCUUAAUAGUGAUAAUUAAAAUGCUUAAA